Molecule: messenger RNA, 1310 nt
Organism: Schistocerca piceifrons (Central American locust)
Lineage: Eukaryota; Metazoa; Arthropoda; Insecta; Orthoptera; Acrididae
Product: mitochondrial proton/calcium exchanger protein-like
Exons: 4
Coding region: 226-753 (175 amino acids)
Molecular function (GO): calcium ion binding
Source: RefSeq, a predicted model, not a curated record
AGUUCCAUUGAUUUUGAGAAGCUAGAAGAUGCUUUAGACAGCAUUGGAAAAGAAAAGAAGAAGUUGCUCGUAGAAAAGGAGGAACUUGAUGACCUCAAGGAAGAACUGGCUGAGUAUCAAGAGGAUGUUGAUGAACUGCGACAAGUAGUAAAGUCAGCCCAUGUGUCAAAAGCGGAGCUUAAAGAAACUAAAGCUGCAAAACGCCUUUUCAAUAAAGUAAAUAACAUGAUCAACAAAAUGGACUGCGUGCUGCAGGAACUUGAACGUGAAGAACAACAACUCAAAAAAGAUCUUGAAGCUAAAGAAGAGUUGGAGGAAAAGGAAUCAAAACAAAAAACGGAGCAGCUGGUAAGCAUAGAAGAAUUAAUUAGUGCAAUCAGGCAGAUCCAGAAAGUUCCUGAUGAUUCAUUUAUUGAACAAAUAUCAGAAGUGUUAGCAAAAAUUGAUGCUGAUCGUGAUGGUUCACUUCGUGUAGAUGAUGUGCUUAAGGUGAUUGAGUUAGUUGCUGCAGAAAAUGUUAAGCUCAACAAAAAGCAGAUUGAUGAAAUUGUAGAAUUAAUAAAGAAGGAAGAAUUAAUUGAAUUGGAGGAGCAGAUGGGGAAAGUGUUAGAGAAAGGUGCCACACGUCGCACAGCAACGCAGGCAGGUGAACCUUGUCCAGAUAAUGUGAAUAAACAAUCAUGUGAAGUGCCUGCUGCUGCAGUCACUGCAUCCAAAGCACCUGGCACAGAUAAAAACUGUAAAAAGCUGUAGUAUUUAAAUUUAAAUUCAUUUUAAUACUUGUAAGUAUAAUUUAUUUUUUAAUUUAUACAAUUCUUAUUGUUGGAACAAGUGCAGUGUUCGGCUUUUCAUAUUAUAUUUUUUGUAUAGAUGUAAAUAAUUGUGUAAGAUUUUUCUGUAACUCAGUGCAGUUCACUUUUAACUCUGUAUGUCUCCAUCAGAUAUUCAUUACAAGAGUGUACCUGAGAUAAUAGUAAAUAUUAGAAUGGGAUCAAGUUCCAUCAUCAAGUAUUAAUAGCUCCUUUGUGAGCACUAUGUACCAAAUGAACUUACAUUAAAUUUUUGUGGAAAGUAUUUAAUUUCAGUGCUAUAAUGUAUUCAAUAAUGAGUGCUGGCUAAAUUUGUUUAGUUCUUCUUGUUUUAAUUGAGCGAAUACAGCUGCAGACUUUCACAAGUUGUAAACAUUCCAGUCCAUUAACCUGAUAAUUUUCGGUAUCUUACUUUCAUUCUAACAGAACUUUGCUGGUGUAAGGAGCAGGGAAAAUUUAAUAAAAAGGUCACAUGUGAUGUAUAUAUGGUAUAACAGUUAA